UCUCGAGCCUAUCCGCAACAUUCAAAUACUGCAAGGCUGUAGGUGCAAGUUUUGCUCUUACAAUUGGGAACAAAGAUUCUUCCUCACAAUACUGCAAUGUGGUUGACGUCCUGCGGCAGUUGUUCGCUAGGAAUCUUACUGUGUGCAGCAGUAAUUGAAUGCAUUCCAAAAUUUGAAUCUGGCGGAGGAUUCGUACCCAGUUCGGGAGGUUUCAUGAGCAAAGUCGACAAAAUGGAUGACCAGGUAGCGAUGUCGUCUGAAACUCGGAGUGUCGACGCAUCAGCUGAAACCUCGAAACGUUCAAUAGCUGAGGAGAAUGACGUGUCUGAUCGCAAUCAAGAGCCACGUUUUGGUUUCACUAGUGUUGGCACGACGGGCACGGGGUACGGAGGAAUCUCAAAUUACGCACCCGCCAAGCUAGACUUGGGAGGAAUACUUCUUGGCGCCAUAAUCGGCGUUGGGACCAUACUGGUAAUUCCUAAGCUGCUGUACGUCUUUUCUGGAUCAUACGGUGCUUACGCAAGAAGCGAUGAGGGAGGCAUAACUCAGACGAUGGCACGUCUCGACGAUGCGCUGGCGCGUUACGGGGUCGACACGACUUCCUGCAUGCAAAGGGCUGUCUGCACUUAUACCAAACAGGCUACCACGGCGUUACGAGAUCACGCAGGGCAUCAGAGUAUCGAAGAAGUCUCUCCCUUGGAUAGGGCGAUCGAUGCUGUCGUGACGAAUCAAGUUUUUCAAACUGCGAUGGAAGGCACGGCUGUACAGGAUGCUAUUCAAACCGGAAAGGAAGGUCAGGAUUGUCCGCGAGUCUAUUCACACUGCGGUCUUUCUUUGGAGGCACUGUUCGCCUUAUUCACCACGAUGAUGACGUCUGCCUCCCCAUCAACUGUCCGUACUCCCAUGUCGACGCCGCUUUUGUAGUAAUGAAAAUAUUAACCGCCAUAAGUGGCACAGAAUAAUUAGGCAAGAGCUUAGGGCCAGCAGUUUGUC
Messenger RNA from Diprion similis, 993 nucleotides. RefSeq lists its product as uncharacterized. The transcript is spliced from 5 exons. The coding region runs from base 97 to 924 and encodes 275 amino acids. NCBI's taxonomy places the organism in Eukaryota, Metazoa, Arthropoda, Insecta, Hymenoptera, Diprionidae. The record is from RefSeq and is a predicted model, not a curated record.